AUGGACCCAAACCCGUCCCCUUUGGGAAGCAGAGAGCGACGUAAAGGCCGUGAAAGUCUGGCAGUGUACUCCAUAGACAGUGUCGUUUCCCAGGUAAUCUCCUUCGCAUCAUUGGCCGCGAGCGGAAAGAACCUCAUCAUGACUAAAAUAGGAUUUUUCGGUAUCGGCGUUCCAACAGUGGUACCAGGAGAUGUGUUAGCACAGCUCUAUGAAUUUCCUAUGCCGUUGGCGCUACGGCCGAGCACAGAUAAUUACACCAUUGUUGGUGGAGUGUACCUGGGUGGGCUGAUGGACGGCUCUGUGCUUGACGAAUGUGUUGAUAAUGGCGCACUGCCCAGGGCAACAUUCAGGAUUCGGUAUUUAACUUUUGGUGUAUCUGCUUUCUGGCUCUUGAUCAUCCUUUCUCCAGAAUUCCCUUCACAACGAGUUUGA
This is a messenger RNA of Cadophora gregata, 432 nucleotides long. RefSeq lists its product as uncharacterized. Lineage: Eukaryota; Fungi; Ascomycota; Leotiomycetes; Helotiales; Ploettnerulaceae. Bases 1 to 432 code for a protein of 143 amino acids. The record is from RefSeq and is a predicted model, not a curated record. The transcript has a single exon.